CGUUUUUUAUCAACAUAGAAUCGGCCGGAAAAAAAAAAAUGAUUUUAGUUUUUGGGCAAAAAAACGCGUGAUUGUCUAUGCUUUGUCGUACCAGUAAAAAUAUUGCUUUUAAUUCAUAAAUAAAUUCACAAAACAGACAUUUUAUCACAGAAUAAAAGACCAGAUUAUCUACAGUAAAUGUGAAAUGUAUUUGUCACUAUGAGUAGUGAAUCAAAAGUUGUUAUGACAUCUUUACAGCUAUAUAAAUAUCUGUUACGUCAAUGUGAAAGGUUACCGCCAGAUGCAUGUAAACAUUACAAGUUUGCGGUGAAGCAGAGUUACAAGCAACAUAAAUUUGAGCCUGAUCCAGAAAGAGUUAAAGAAAUUAUAUCAAAGAGUAUUGACGAUGCCAAGUGGAUAAUAAAUAAAUAUGUAAAAAAUUAAUACACAUCAAUGAAGAAAGCUGAAGUGUACAUAAAAAGUAUGAUUUAUUCAAGCUUAAGUUACUAGGAUUCAUUUCCAUCAAUAAUGAGCGUGUUUGGAGAGAAGAUAGAAGAUUAUGAAAUACUUGAACACCUAGGAAAAGGAGGAUUUGCUCACGUAUAUCGAGCAAGAUGUCGACGGACAGGAACAUUUGUAGCUAUCAAAAUGAUAGACAAGGCUUUAAUGGCCAGUGCAGGCAUGAUAGGGCGUGUCCGACAAGAGGUCACCAUACACUCACGCCUGAAACACCCUGCUAUUCUGGAAUUAUAUACUUUCUUUGAAGAUGCACACUAUGUUUAUUUAGUGUUAGAACUAGCCCACAAUGGGGAGUUAGCUAAGCACUUUAAGCUAGGAGCUCUGGGCCUUUCUGAGAAAGCUGCAGCCGAUAUUUUUAGGCAAGUAGUGAGUGGUGUACUUUAUCUCCACACCCAUAACAUCAUACAUCGAGAUCUAUCUUUAAAUAAUUUAUUGCUAACAAAAGAUAUGAAUGUCAAAAUAGCAGAUUUUGGUUUAGCUACUCAAUUAAAUGCACCUGAUGAGAAACAUGUCACCAUGUGUGGAACACCCAAUUAUAUAUCUCCAGAGGUGGCAUCCAGAGAACUCCACGGACUGCCAGCUGAUGUAUGGGGACUGGGUUGCAUGCUGUAUACUUUACUAGUGGGAAGCCCGCCGUUUCACACUCAACAUGUUAAAACAACUCUUAAUAAAGUGAUAAAUGCAGAUUACAAAAUUCCAUCAGAUUUAUCUGUACAAGCUCAAGAUUUACUACAGAAACUUCUAUGCAAAGAUCCCACUAAAAGAAUAACAUUGAAAGGAAUCAUGGAUCAUCCAUUCCUACAUAUGAAUAAUAUCUCAAAUAUUGCCAAGCAAGAUAUAUCUAGAGAUUCUGGCUUUUUAACAACACUGCACAGCACUCAACAUAGUACUAAGACAAGAAAUGAAGAUAAGACUAUUUCUGAUUAUCUUGGUAUGUGCAGAGAACAUAAUGUGGACAACAUUGUUUGUAGGGAAGAAACUAAACCUCCUUCAUUUAAUGUUUUUAGUGGAAUUCCAGAUAACAACUACUUAUCUAAUCACAGUAAUGUUUGUAAUAGCUAUGGUAAUUGUAGUAGUAAAGAAAAAAGAAACAAUGGCUUACUCAUGACUAGACAAACACCAAUUCAAAAGUUUGAUAGUGCCUGUAAUAGUAAUUCUUUAAUAGAUAGUAUGAACAGGAUUAAUAACAACAGGAUUGAUGGUUGUUCAACUCCUGUAGCUGCACAAGAAAAUAAAGAAAAUGUCCCUAAACCAUGUAGCAGCACCAAUAGCAACAGCUUGGGAGUUCCACCAUUAUGUGCAGAGAGAUUGCCCAUUAUUUCUCAUAGAACACGAAACGCUAUUUUGAAAAUAGAACCAACUAGUGUUAUUGUAGAAUUUAUCAAAAGGAAAGGCAAGGAUAGAGAAGAAAAAGUGGUUGAAAUAUGUGAGAUAUCAAAAGAUGGUAUGAAAAUAUUGAUAUAUUCUCCUGAAAAUUCCAGAGAUAAAGCCAAUGGAUUACACAAAGAAAAUCUUAACCCUGAUGAAGUGUUUUCAUAUCAUAACUUGCCACAAAAACAUUGGAAAAAGUAUUUGUAUGCAGCUCGGUUUGUUGAUUUAGUUAAAGCUAAAACACCAAAGAUUACUCUUUAUACAUCACUAGCAAAAUGUCAACUUAUGGAAAAUGGAACUGAUAUAGAUUUAUUUUUCUACAGUGGUGAAAAGGUGACAUUUUCUUCUACAGAAGGUCUAAAAAUUAUUGACAAAAACUUAACAACACACUAUGCUACUGCAGCUGCUCCUCAAUUAAAAUACUUAAUUGAUCAUUUUGAAGAGUGUUCUAAUCGUAUGAAGAGGAUACUUGGUGCAUUAUCCAGUAUUCCUGAUGAGUGUUUCCCUUUAAUUAUUGGUAAGAGGCCAGUUCCACCUGCAAAUACUGCAGCCUCACCAAUGCAGGGAUCUGUGAAUGUUAACUAUAAUACUCCAGUUUUUAAUAUUGGUUCAUUUCAUCGCACAACAGCUGGUUCUAGUCAUGCUCAGAGCGAUUAUAAUGCUACAUAGUAAAUGGACAACUUCUAUAGGAAGGCUUGGUUUAGAUUUAAGCAAAUUGUUUAUUAGAAAUAAUAGUGUAUUUUUUAAAUGGAUAUAUUCACUUGUACACUGAAUCGUAAUACCCUUACUUAAUUUUGUAUUACAGUUUUGUUUAAUGGUAGUCCAUUUACUUUAUAAAUUUAUUAUUUGUAGGAUAAUGUAAUAAUUGUAUGUAGGCUAGCUUAUAGCAAUUAAAAUGGAUAUUACAUUUAUGAAA
Messenger RNA from Pectinophora gossypiella (pink bollworm), 2785 nucleotides. RefSeq names its product serine/threonine-protein kinase PLK4 (gene SAK). The record is from RefSeq and is a predicted model, not a curated record. Gene Ontology annotation, biological process: protein phosphorylation. The coding region runs from base 508 to 2538 and encodes 676 amino acids. NCBI's taxonomy places the organism in Eukaryota, Metazoa, Arthropoda, Insecta, Lepidoptera, Gelechiidae. The transcript has 3 exons. Gene Ontology annotation, molecular function: ATP binding; protein kinase activity.